AUGAGCAAGCUGUUCUACGCGUUUGCCGUGCUCGCAGUACAUGUACUUACUAGUAGCCCGACAACUGCAGCAUCUAACCUACCCGUUAAUCUGGUAACCGGCCCUGCAUUCACGACACCGGCUGGUGCUGCCCAUAGAAGAUUUCUUCGAUCCAUCCACGAGGGAGAGGACAGCUUGAAGCCAUCAGCGUUUUCUGAAGAACGCACAGCACUGAGAGCAAUGGAUUAUCUCUUGAAACCGAAGCAUAAGAAGCUCGCUGCGGCUCUAAAAAAAUCGACCUCGAAACACAAACUCAGUGUUGCUCCGGAGAAAAUGAAAUCAAUUCAGGUUCUAGGAGAUCCAAAGAAUCCGGAAAGAGAGUGGUUCAAGCGGCUUUAUAACAGCAAAAGGGGGGACCCACAAACGUUGAGGAAACUUGGACAGUUCAAGACCGAAGCGCAGCUUUCGCGGUAUAUCAAAUUCUACGUUGUUUGCAGAACUUGCAUCGCUUGUUACAGUAGUGGGCGGAGUGACUCAUGCCACCGCACACCGCGCAUGGUCCGUACUGUGGGCGUCGGUUGUCGCGAUUGA
Molecule: messenger RNA, 570 nt
Organism: Phytophthora infestans T30-4
Lineage: Eukaryota; Oomycota; Peronosporomycetes; Peronosporales; Peronosporaceae
Product: secreted RxLR effector peptide protein, putative
Exons: 1
Coding region: 1-570 (189 amino acids)
Source: RefSeq, a predicted model, not a curated record